AUGGCACCUAAACAGAGUUAUAGUCUUGAGACCGAAUUGGUUCUCGCCAAGUCGAACGAUCAACACAAUGCAUCGGUUCCACCAUUAUAUCAAUCAGCUACUUUUAAACAACCUUCACUUUCUAAUAUGGGUGAAUAUGAUUACACUAGAUCAGGUAAUCCUACAAGAACCCAUUUGCAAAACCACAUUGCCAAAAUCAUGAAGGCAAAACAUGCAUUUGCCGUCUCAUCAGGUAUGGGAUGUCUUGAUGUUAUUACGAGACUUUUAAAUCCUGGUGAUGAAGUUAUUGCUGGUGACGACUUGUAUGGAGGAACUCAUAGAUUGUUGACAUAUUUGAAUAAAAAGGGAGACUUGAUUGUGCAUCAUUAUGAUACAACAAAUACAGAAUUGAUUAAAUCCAAAAUAACCACAAACACAAAGAUGAUCUUUUUGGAAUCACCUACAAACCCAUUGAUUAAAGUGGUGGAUGUAAAAUCGAUAACUGAACAUGCACAUAAUGUCAAUCCUGAUGUAAUUGUUGUAUUUGACAAUACUAUGAUGUCACCAGUUUUCAUGACUCCCUUGGACUUGGGGGUAGAUAUACACUAUGAAUCAGCUACAAAAUACCUCAAUGGUCAUCAUGAUAUUAUGGCCGGUGUCUUAGCCACUAGAUCCGCAGCAUUGGCGGAAAGAUUAUACUAUGUAAUAAACUCGACUGGUUGUGGAUUGUCACCAUUUGAUUGUUGGCUUUUGAGCCGGGGUUUAAAGACACUAGCCAUUAGAGUUGAAAGACAACAAGAUAAUUGUAUCAAGAUUGCCAAGUUUUUAGAAACUGUUGGGUUUAAAGUUAGGUAUCCGGGUUUGAAAACGCAUCCACAAUAUGAAUUGCACAACUCCAUGUGUUCUGGAUACGGUGCCGUAUUAUCAUUUGAAACAGGAUCUAUCAAACUUAGUGAAAAGAUUGUUGAAAGUACCGAUAUUUUCGGCAUUGCUGUAUCAUUUGGAUGUGUAAACUCGUUGAUUUCCAUGCCAUGCAAAAUGUCACAUGCUUCUAUAGAUGCGAAAACUAGAGAAGAAAGAGAGUUUCCUGAGGAUCUAAUCAGAUUGUGUAUUGGGAUUGAAAAUGUUGAUGAUUUGAUUGAUGAUUUGACCAAGGCAUUAUUGAAGAGUGGAGCUGUUAGAGUUAAUGAUAAAGAUGAGUUGUUUAAUGCUGUUCCUAUACAACCAAAGUUAUAG
Messenger RNA from Lodderomyces parapsilosis, 1215 nucleotides. RefSeq names its product cystathionine beta-lyase. The coding region runs from base 1 to 1215 and encodes 404 amino acids. Lineage: Eukaryota; Fungi; Ascomycota; Pichiomycetes; Serinales; Debaryomycetaceae. Gene Ontology annotation, biological process: 'de novo' L-methionine biosynthetic process; transsulfuration. The record is from RefSeq and is a predicted model, not a curated record. Gene Ontology annotation, molecular function: pyridoxal phosphate binding. The transcript has a single exon. Gene Ontology annotation, cellular component: cytoplasm.